CCGAGCGCCGCGGCCCGGGCACGGGCACUGCGCUCCGCUCCGCGCUGCUCCGCGCUGCUCCGCGCCUCUCGGCCCGCAGCGGGGGCAGGGCCGGGCCGAGGCGGGAGCGGGGGGGGCGGGCCCCGCCGCUCCGCACCGCACCGCGCCGCGCCGCGCCGGCAGCGGGGAUGUGAGCGGAGGCUCCGCGGCAGCGCCUGCCGCCCGGCUCGGGAAGAUGCUGAGCAGGUGGAUGAGUGGCAGCAGCAGGAACCUGGACCGCGAGUACAACUGCACCGUGCGGCUGCUGGACGACAGCGAGUACACCUGCACCAUCCAGAGAGAUGCCAAGGGCCAGUACCUGUUCGACCUUCUCUGCCACCACCUGAACCUGCUGGAGAAGGACUACUUUGGCAUCCGGUUUGUGGACCCUGACAAGCAAAGGCACUGGCUGGAAUUUACCAAGUCAGUUGUGAAGCAGAUGCGGGCCCAGCCUCCCUUCACCAUGUGCUUCCGCGUCAAGUUCUACCCCACGGAUCCCGCGGCUCUGAAGGAGGAGAUCACCAGGUACUUAGUCUUCCUGCAGAUCAAAAGGGAUCUCUACCACGGCCGUCUCCUCUGCAAGACUUCGGAUGCUGCUUUGUUGGCCGCCUAUAUCCUUCAAGCUGAGAUCGGGGACUAUGACCCGGGGAAGCACCCAGAAGGCUACAGCUCCAAGUUCCAGUUCUUCCCCAAACACUCGGAGAAGCUGGAGAGGAAAAUUGCAGAGAUCCACAAGUCGGAGCUGAGUGGGCAGACACCAGCUACUUCAGAGCUGAAUUUUCUCAGGAAAGCCCAGACUCUGGAGACCUACGGGGUUGACCCCCACCCUUGCAAGGACGUGUCGGGGAACGCGGCGUUCCUGGCCUUCACUCCCUUUGGGUUCGUUGUUCUGCAGGGAAACAAGAGAGUUCACUUCAUCAAAUGGAAUGAGGUGACCAAAAUGAAAUUCGAAGGGAAGACUUUCUAUUUAUACGUAAGUCAGAAAGAGGAAAAGAAAAUUGUUCUCACGUAUUUUGCCCCAACACCAGAAGCCUGCAAACACCUCUGGAAGUGUGGGAUAGAAAACCAGGCUUUCUACAAGUUGGAGAAGUCAAGCCAAGUCCGGACAGUGUCCAGCAGCAACUUGUUCUUCAAGGGCAGCCGGUUCCGAUACAGUGGCCGCGUUGCGAAGGAGGUGAUGGAGUCCAGCGCCAAGAUCAAGAGGGAGCCACCUGAGAUUCACCGGGCAGGGCUGGUGCCGAGCCGGAGCUGCCCCUCCAUCACCCAUGGCCCACGGCUGAGCAGCGUGCCCCGCACCCGCCGGAGAGCCGUGCACAUCUCCAUCAUGGAAGGCCUGGAGUCCCUGCGGGACAGCGCCCACUCCACACCAGUGCGCUCAGCCUCCCAUGGCGACGCCUUCGCAGCCCCGGGUCGCGGCGGCCGCGCCGACAGCAGCGAGCGUGUGGCCGUCAUCGCGGACGAGAACUACAGCCCCGCGGACAGCGUGCUGCCCACGCCGGUGGCCGAGCACAGCCUGGAGCUCAUGCUGCUCUCGCGCCAGGCCAACGGCGCCCCGUGCUCCAUCGAGGAGGAGAAGGAGUCGGAGGCCGGCACGCCGGCGGCCGAGGCGGAGGAGGCGGGUGAGCUGCGGGCGCUAUGCCCCGGCGCCGGCGGCCUGGGGGCGGCGCAGGCCGAGCAGGUGAAUAAGUUUGUUUUAAGUGUCCUCCGUUUGCUCCUUGUGACAGUUGGACUCCUCUUUGUCUUGCUCCUCCUCCUCAUCGUCCUUACCGAGUCCGACCUUGACACUGCCUUUUUCCGCGAUAUCCGCCAGACCCCCGAGUUCGAGCAGUUCCAUUACCAAUACUUUUGUCCCCUCAGGCGAUGGUUUGCCUGCAAAGUCCGCGCCGUGGUAAGCCUGCUCAUUGACACCUGAAGGCAGGAGCCGCCACCUAACUAGCCGGGGGCCUGGGGAGAGACCUGCCGCCGUGCCCGGCACCCGCCGCGGCGCCUUCGGCACACUCACACUAACCCUCCCUUCCCGACCCAGAGCGUGGCGCGGCCGGAGGCGGCUUCCCGGGAGGAAGAGGAGGGUGGGCGCAGCCCCCGGAGCCUCCUCCCCCCCAUGCUCGGCCCCUGGAGCCCGCACAGCACCUCACCGUUCCGACCCUCACACGGGAGCACCGAGCAGAGGGAUGUGGUGUGGUCCUGUUGCUGCCCAGCACUGCAGGAGCAUCGGCGAUGCUGUUCCGCAGGGGCUUUAGCAAUGGUGCUACCGAGCAGUGGUUUAAACACUCGUGUACUCCUACGUUUCUCAAUCCACCACUGUGCACCCCACCGCCACCGUCCCCGUGCCGCUUUGCCGCAGUCCCUCCCUGCUGCCCGGAGCCUCCUGCAGCACAGCAGCCUCAGCAAUCCCACCUCCUCCUCAGCCUCGCAGCGCCGGUGCUCCCAGGGGCAGGGCGAGCACAACAGGCACCCUUGGCCAAGCCUGGUAGUGGCCGUGUCGGAUUUAUUAGGAAGACCUUUUCCCUCCGAAAGCUGUACCUGUUUUGUACAAAAACACACAAAAAAAACCACCAAAAAAAAAAAAAAAAAAAA
Molecule: messenger RNA, 2595 nt
Organism: Strigops habroptila (Kakapo)
Lineage: Eukaryota; Metazoa; Chordata; Aves; Psittaciformes; Psittacidae
Gene: FRMD5
Product: FERM domain containing 5
Exons: 14
Coding region: 215-1930 (571 amino acids)
Cellular component (GO): cytoskeleton
Molecular function (GO): cytoskeletal protein binding
Source: RefSeq, a predicted model, not a curated record